Messenger RNA from Limulus polyphemus (Atlantic horseshoe crab), 2386 nucleotides. RefSeq names its product omega-agatoxin-Aa4b-like. Gene Ontology annotation, cellular component: extracellular region. The coding region runs from base 165 to 446 and encodes 93 amino acids. Gene Ontology annotation, molecular function: ion channel inhibitor activity. The record is from RefSeq and is a predicted model, not a curated record. The transcript is spliced from 4 exons. Lineage: Eukaryota; Metazoa; Arthropoda; Merostomata; Xiphosura; Limulidae.
AGACUUCCCGGCGACAAUGGUAUAAGAGAGAAGAAACACCCUUGAAUUCAGAGCUUCCAACACUAACACAAAUUAGCUGUUACUACCCACAAGACCAACGAAACUAAACAGUUUUCCAACCCUUCAACUCAGAAAAGAAACUUACCAGCGCAUAGAACUUCAUCAUGAACUGUGUCGUCUUUUCUCUCAUCUUUGGAGUUCUUAUCCUAGUUGACUCAGUGAUGGCUACGCCUUACGACCUCAAUGAAGACAACAAGUUGGAAGAAUACAGAGAACGACUUCAAGAAGUUCUACCUUAUGCAGAAAAGAGAAGCUGCAUUCCCCGUAGCGGAAGCUGUGACAACCGACCUUACUCCUGCUGUGGGGGCUCUUCUUGUCGAUGUAAUCUCUGGGGCACUAACUGUCGCUGUCAGAGACAAGGCCUCUUCCAAGGAUGGGGCAAAUAAUAUGGCUGCUUUCUAAAGUCGCUGUAACCUUACGUUGUCGAUACAGUAAUACGUGUUCUUUGUUUGUUUAAUUAAUAAUAGCUUGUAUCUAUUGAAAGUUUAUCGUCGUUUUCAAAGUAUGAUAAUAUAUAGUUAUUGCUUAGCUUUUAAUAUUAUAUAUUUGUUCAUGUUCAUUAUAUAUAUAUAUUUUUUUGCUUUUGUCAAUGAAGUAGACUUUAUUUUACGAACUAUGUAUAUCAAACGUUAUAAUAACAAAGAAACAACUUGAGUCGAUUAUGGCAUAGGUAAUUAAACAGUUCAAUUUAAUAACAUACAAGUCACUUGCAAAUUCGUCAUUCUUGUUCUAAAACACAAAUCAUUAGUUUCCAGAAGGGCAUGUACUGUUCAACUGUCUGUUGUGACAGCACAGAUAAUGAGAAUGUUGUCGAAUGUAUUCAAGAAAAUAUGUGUUAGUUUUUUAUAUAAAGCACUUUUGAAAAUGACUCUCCCAGCUUUUUAGUUGGCGAAAUUUAAAGGUUUUAUUUGAAUAUUAUGUUGCUGGAUCAAUAUCGCAUAAUUUUCUAUGGAAUCUACUUAUAAUUCUGUUUCUUCAUAAAUCUAAUUAGAAAAUUCUGUAUUUGGUAUAUAUCAAAGAAAAAUACAAACCUGGUCGAAUUUUGUUUUUCAAACAACUGGUAGAACUGUGAAGAGAUAUACUUCGAACGUUAUCGAAAGUAGAUAUAGUGAAGUAACUGGAAGAAAAUAUUAAAUUAACAACUUGGAUGACAUAAGCGUCAAGUUUAUUGGUUGUAAGAAAUAUAUAAAUACAUUACGUUUUACCAGGUUGACCUGACAACAUCAGGUGGUUAAUAUACAGUGCCAUCUAAGUUGUUAAUAUAUUAUCAAAAAUAGUUUAAAAACAAGUGACACCGACUCGGAGAGACCUCUUACUAUGUUUUCACAAAACUCAAAGGACAACAAUGUUAGUGUUAGAUACAAGCGCAGUCAAAUGUUGUUCCAGGGUGAGGAGUAGGAAUUUUUGUUUGUCUAGUUUACCAGUGAGACCGAGAUUAUUAACCAUAGUGGAAAGUGGUGUACGUACGAGGUCUCAUGUAUGAUAAGUAACACACUGUGCGAUUGAUCAUAGGUGUAGGCCUAGUACCCGCUCAUACUCGAUGGCACGCUUGGUAUGCAGCAAUUUACGCGACUGAACACAGCUAACUAGACCUAGGAGAUGCACAACGACAGCUGUUUGUAAUUAAGCAAACUUUGACUGAAUCCAAACAAGUGAGCCGCAACCUUACAAGUAUUUGUCAAAUGUAGCGCUAAUAAGAAUGACAAAUUAAAAACCGUGCUUUAAUUUUGUUCAAAGAAACGGAGUUUAUAUAACUCUCGAGGCAGCCGAUAGAUGAUGUAUAUUGUGAAAACUUAUUUAUUUAUUUAACAAACAGAUUUGAAGGCUUGAGUUUCUAUCCCUAUAUUCGUUUUAUAUUUGAUUUUGAUAUAUAAAACAUUAUUAUUGUGAACCUACAAUAUAGUAUUAAUUUUUAAACUGCAUGACUAUAAUAAUAGGUUCAUGACAUAAGCCCGUUUACUACACGUUGAGAGCGAAUUAUACGGGUAAAAAUGUUUAUUUUAUUUUUGCUAUUUUUCUGAAAAUCAACUGUUCGCGAUACACAGAAACGUUAACUUCAAAAUACGACGAACAUUUCACCACCAGUCUUCCGGACAAAUGCUUUAUAUUUUUAUAUUUAUGACCUCGUAUGUACAAUUAAGGUGUUUUAUCGUAAAUGUUUAAUGAUUAGUUUUAGCGUUCAUCAUACAUUAUAGUUUAUUAUUCUAGAAUAUGGCUGGUUUUCAGUGAAAUUUUAUUUAAUGUUUGCACUGCAUUUUUAUCUUUUGGCCUCGUUGUAUACAUGAGCUACUAAUAAUAAAUUCACAUGGAUGUAUGCAGCAUAAAA